AUGAUCGCAAUUGGAAUGGAGGGCUCCGCCAACAAGAUUGGGGUAGGCAUCAUGCUGCAUCCCAAGGAUGGCAGCCCCCCCAAAGUCCUGGCCAACAUUCGACACACCUAUGUUUCCCCACCAGGUGAGGGUUUCUUGCCCAAAGAUACUGCUCGCCACCACCGAGCGUGGGUGGUGAAGCUAGUAAGAAGCGCUCUCAAGGAAGCGCGGGUGUCAGUUGAGGAUGUGGAUUGCAUUUGCUUUACCAAAGGCCCUGGAAUGGGUGCCCCGCUCCAAAGCGUCGCAGUUGCGGCGCGGAUGAUGAGUCUCCUUUGGGCCAAGGCUCUGGUCGGGGUUAAUCACUGUGUGGGCCAUAUCGAAAUGGGCCGUCUGAUUACCGGCGCCACCAACCCUGUCGUUCUUUACGUGUCUGGCGGUAACACGCAGGUUAUCGCAUAUAGCUCUCAGCGCUACCGGAUCUUUGGUGAAACCCUCGAUAUCGCCGUUGGUAACUGCUUGGACCGAUUCGCCCGUACAUUACACAUCUCCAACGACCCGGCCCCAGGCUAUAAUAUCGAACAGCUCGCAAAACAAGGCAAACAGCUGGUGGAUCUCCCAUACGUUGUAAAGGGCAUGGACUGUUCAUUCUCUGGAAUACUGGCUGCGAUUGAUGCACUGGCGGCUAAAUGGGGAUUGGAUGGAGAAGAACGAGCAAGAGAGGAUGUCGCAGAGACUACAAGCGAGGAAGCGCAAGGCGAAGGCUCUGGCCGGAAGCCGAGUCGAGCCGAUCUUUGUUUCUCUUUGCAGGAGACGGUGUAUUCGAUGCUUGUUGAGAUUACAGAGCGUGCAAUGGCACAUGUCGGAUCUAAACAAGUACUCAUCGUCGGUGGCGUGGGUUCUAAUGAAAGACUACAAGAGAUGAUGAGUAUCAUGGCACGAGACCGGGGUGGUAGUGUGUAUGCCACUGAUGAACGCUUUUGUAUCGAUAAUGGGAUAAUGAUCGCGCAAGCUGGUAUGCUGGCAUAUCAGACUGGCUUCCGGACUCCACUAAAGGAAUCAACUUGCACACAGCGAUUCCGGACGGAUGAAGUAUUUGUGGAAUGGAGAGAUGAUUAG
Messenger RNA from Penicillium argentinense, 1095 nucleotides. RefSeq names its product O-sialoglycoprotein endopeptidase (gene kae1). The coding region runs from base 1 to 1095 and encodes 364 amino acids. NCBI's taxonomy places the organism in Eukaryota, Fungi, Ascomycota, Eurotiomycetes, Eurotiales, Aspergillaceae. The record is from RefSeq and is a predicted model, not a curated record. The transcript is spliced from 2 exons. Gene Ontology annotation, biological process: tRNA threonylcarbamoyladenosine modification. Gene Ontology annotation, cellular component: cytoplasm; EKC/KEOPS complex.